AUGAGCCUGCCGAUGCAGCACACCCUCUCGGGAUUUUCCCCACACAACUCCGCAUCGAAACCGCCGCUCUACUGCCCGUUUCAGUCACCGAAGCCUCUUGCAGUUGGCGUCAAUCGAUUGAAAAAAAUCAGGUGCGGGAUUCAAAGCGUUCUCCGUGGGGUGUGGAGUUUGCUCCGAUGUCUCUUCAUUAUGCUUGCCGGCAAACUCUACACCCCACCGGGAACGCUUUGA
This is a messenger RNA of Colletotrichum lupini, 231 nucleotides long. RefSeq lists its product as uncharacterized. The transcript has 2 exons. The coding region runs from base 1 to 231 and encodes 76 amino acids. NCBI's taxonomy places the organism in Eukaryota, Fungi, Ascomycota, Sordariomycetes, Glomerellales, Glomerellaceae. The record is from RefSeq and is a predicted model, not a curated record.